Molecule: messenger RNA, 553 nt
Organism: Cynoglossus semilaevis (tongue sole)
Lineage: Eukaryota; Metazoa; Chordata; Actinopteri; Pleuronectiformes; Cynoglossidae
Product: complement C3-like
Exons: 3
Coding region: 132-449 (105 amino acids)
Molecular function (GO): protein binding
Source: RefSeq, a predicted model, not a curated record
CUGCAUUUGGGUCCUGACAACAUUUUUUCACAGUAGGUAGACAAAAAGAUAAUGAUACGACUAAUUUGUCCCCAGUGUACAAGGUGAAGGUUGUGGAAUUUACAGAUGGUUUGUCCACUGAUAUUUACACAAUGGAAAUUCUGGAUGUGAUUAAAGAAGGGAGUAUCGAUAUUCGUCCAAUCCAUAAAACCCGUAAAUUUCUGAGUUACCCACAUUGCAGAAAAUCUUUGGGUCUGGAAGGUUCUAAAGGCAAACAUUACCUAAUUAUGGGCGCCUCAACAGAUACAUACAGAGAUGAAAACAAUACAUACCAGUAUGUGCUUGGUGAGCGAGCUUGGAUUGAGUACUGGCCAACAGUGGAAGAGUGUCAAACAGAUGAAUAUAGAGCAACAUGUAAGGGUCUGGACACAAUGGUGCAGGAAUACAGAAUCUUUGGAUGUAUGAAUUAACACAACUCUAGAGGAUACAAUUACUUGUUUCCAUUUUUGAAAGAAUUCUGCAUCAACCAUGUGAAACAUGAACUGUUUUGAAAUAUAAAGAUUUGAAAACACUA